AUUCCUCCAGUCCCAGCCCAGCCAAGAACCGGUCGGGCGUGGUGACUGGGCGGGGCAUUACCCUGGGCAUGCUGAUGGCUGAUGGAUUUGAGUCUGGAGAUGGCCUGCUCACAAUUGACUACCUGGGAAGGAAGUUCACAGCUGAUCUGAUGGAGAAUGGCAAGAUCAAAUGGUCAGGCCAGGAGUUUAACUCCCCCAGCGCCUGGGCAAUACACAUCAAAAAGCUGGUCAACCCUGCCAAGAAAUCAGGCUGUGGUUGGGCCUCUGUGAAAUAUAAGGGCAAGAAGUUGGACCUUCUCAAGUCAACGUGGUUCAGCCAGAUGAAGAUCAGCAUGCCUGGAUUUGAAGACGUGGCCGAUAUUCCAGACGGUGAGAAUGGGUAUACGAACGGCCACACUGGGGAAGACAUGGAGGAUGAGAAAGAUGAUGAGGAUGAAUCCACAGAAGUCCUGCAGAUAAACCCAACCCUCCUACAUCCCAAGCUUCAGAAUCACCCAGAAGCCUUUGACCCUACCCUGCCAGAUGCAGCACAGUCAGCAGUAAAAGUCUGUGGGACCUUGCUGCAUGGCGCCAUCAACACCAGUGCAUUAACUGGCAAUUGUAUGGCGCACCCAUUGAAGAAUCCAGACCUGAAUGAGCGGAGAGUGGUCAAAUAUGCAGAUAUCACAAAAGAGGAUCUUGAAAGGAGUCCCAAUACGUUAGUUGAGUGUCUUCCAUUUAAUUCUGUGGGCAGAAUGCAGCCUUUCACUGUCUCAACCACGACAAAUUGCCUUCUUGUAAUGGAUUUCCACUGUCAUCUGACUACCAGUGAAGUUGUUGGUUACCUAGCAGGGAAAUGGGAUCCAAAUACACAACAUAUGUCAGUGCUACAAGCAUAUCCCUGCAGAUGUCGACUAGCAGACAAGAAUAAGGCUUCCAUUGUUGAAGAAGAGAUUCGCCAAGCAAUAGCAUUACGAGGUCUGCAAUUGGUCGGCUGGUACCACAGUCAUCCCUGCUACCCCGCACAACCCUCCUUGAAAGACAUUCAAACCCAGAUGGAUUACCAGCUACAAAUGAAAGGCGAGGGUACGGUCUAUCAGCCCUGCCUAGCUCUUAUAUGUGCGCCCUUCAACCUGAACAAGCCACAGAAAGAAUCUAGUCUCAAAUCAUUCUGGGUAAUGCCACAAAUAGAGGACCGAGGUCGUAGCUGUAGAGGAAUGCCAAUGACAAUGAAUUUCAACUGGCAGUCUGAUAUAUUCCUAACCCAGGAGAUAUUACUAGAAAUGAAAUACCUGGUAGACUUUUACAAGGACAGUCCUGAUAUGGUGCAAUUCUCUGAGCUCUGGUUCAAAUCUGAUACAUUCCUAGACAAACUCAGGCUUCUCUGGCCAAGAAGUUUCCCAAAGACCAGACAGACGGGAGACUACUGGAAUACAUCCACAACCUUCUAG
This is a messenger RNA of Strongylocentrotus purpuratus (purple sea urchin), 1430 nucleotides long. RefSeq names its product MPN domain-containing protein-like. Gene Ontology annotation, cellular component: BRISC complex; BRCA1-A complex. Gene Ontology annotation, molecular function: polyubiquitin modification-dependent protein binding; metallopeptidase activity. The record is from RefSeq and is a predicted model, not a curated record. Gene Ontology annotation, biological process: double-strand break repair. Lineage: Eukaryota; Metazoa; Echinodermata; Echinoidea; Camarodonta; Strongylocentrotidae.